This is a messenger RNA of Salvia miltiorrhiza (redroot sage), 3202 nucleotides long. Its product is annotated as putative pumilio homolog 7, chloroplastic. The record is from RefSeq and is a predicted model, not a curated record. The transcript has 5 exons. Gene Ontology annotation, molecular function: mRNA binding. Bases 597 to 2810 code for a protein of 737 amino acids. NCBI's taxonomy places the organism in Eukaryota, Viridiplantae, Streptophyta, Magnoliopsida, Lamiales, Lamiaceae. Gene Ontology annotation, cellular component: cytoplasm. Gene Ontology annotation, biological process: post-transcriptional regulation of gene expression.
AGAGAGAGAGAAAGAGAGUGAGUGAGAGGGCAGAGCGAGAGAGAGAGCGUCGCUUUUCUCCAGCUUUAAUGGCGUGAUACAGUGUGUGUGUAUGUGUGUGAUAUAUUAUACAGUAUAACGUAUGUGAAUCAUUUAAGCAAUCCAUUCAUAUUUGCAUGCUUCACCAACUCUUUUCCCGAAAUUAAUCCCCAAACCAAAAUGAGCUAAAAGAAAAAAAAAAAAAAACAAAACAAAAAUAAGGAGAAAGGAAAAUCUUAUAAGUAUAUUUCUUUUUUCGAUUUUGGAAACGAAAACAAAAUGAAGAGACUUUUGAAAUCUCACCAUACCACUGCCCCACUUUUUCCAUAAUUAUUAUCACUCGAACUUUUGGUUUUCCUGAGGCCAAUCCAGAUGCUGAAAAUCGCUAAUCUCUCACGCGUUCUCCGCUUUGAUGUUUGUAUUUAGAUUAUUGUGUUUUCACUUUUGAUUUUGUUGUGCAAUCUAGUGUUGUACAUUUUCUACAAUUUUUUUCCUUUUUUUUUCUAAUUAUUUUUUUGAUUUAUCUGUUUGUGUGUGUUUAGUGCUUUGUGUGUGUGUGUGUGUGUGUGUGUUUUGUGAUGUUUGAGGGAGUGAAGAAUCAGAAGAAGGGCGCAGAAAACAUGAAGGAUGAUGAUGAUGACGAGUUGGAAAUGUUGCUUGGUAAGAUCUCUCAUGCAACGUCGUCGUUUAAUCUUCAUUCUGCCCACAGCGAUGCACAUCGUCAGCAUCAUGUCGAUCAUGGUUGUGAUUACGGUUUUCGUUAUGGCCAUGGUCACGCGUCACGUGUGGUUCACAAAAUGAAUGGCCACGGCUAUGGUGAUGAGCUCUUCGAGCACAAGUAUGCGCGUGAGUCUUCCCCUGUUAGUGGCUUUUCUAUAAAAUCAGAUGGUUCUUCGUCGAGUCUGUUCCAUGGCGGCGUGCGCUCGUUGUAUGAGAUUGGAUCGCAUUUGGAAGAACUGAAACCCCAGCUGAUCCCCGGGAAUGGAUUCUGGCCGGAUUUCAAGGUGGCUGAUGAGAACAAAUUGUUUGGUGAUUUUAAUUUGUCGAGAAAUUUUAGUAAAAUGUACGUUAGUGAAGAGGAGUGUGCUAAUGGAAGCGUUGGGAUGAAUUUCGAGAGAUACGAGGCGUCUGAUGAUGGUAGGAAGGGGUUUUUGGGGUGCGGGGGGUUUAGCCUCUCCGGUGCUAGAGGGAAUUCGAGGAUUCAAGGGGAGAAUGGUGCUGCAUUGGUGGAAAUGCAGCAUGAGCGGAGGAGUGGUGAUCCGCGGUAUCCACCUGGUCUGUUUGAUGGAAUGUUUUCGCGGUCAGAUUUUGGGGGUAAUGUGUUUGGAGAUGGGAGUUACCCUCUGGGGUUUGUGGUACCAGGUGUGGCCUCGGGUUCAGUUGGUGAUGCUUUCCGUUGUGCUUCACGAAAUGGGAUGAAUCUGGUUGACGGGAGGGACGCUUUUUACUCGCCUAAUGUGGUUCAGUUGACACGCAUUCUGCCCCGUUGUGGUGAAGAAAAUGUACUUCAGUACCAGCCAUCUGUGUCUAAUGGGCGAAACAAUGUGCCUCUCCACGUUAGAGUGCCUCAAGGGAGUAUCGAUGCCUUUACCAGUGAGGAUAGUUUGAUCAUUCAGGGGGAGAGUGUUAAUUAUGGGAUGGGUAGAGGACACACACAUUUGAGGGGUGACAAUCUGAGGGGUCUUCAUCAUCUUGAGAAUGCUGCUGAGAAGCCUCGAGAAAGGUUUCAGCUAAAUGGCUGUCUCCGUGUUGCUGCAGUCCGCGAUGGUUGCCACAGUCCAAGGACGGUCUGUCCUUUCUCCUCACCUUCAAAGUGUACCUCCCUUGCAGAGGCUCAAGGAUACAUACAUGACAUUGCUAAGGAUCAGCAUGGUUGUCGAUUUUUGCAAAAGAUAUUUGAAGAAGGAACUUCUCAAGAUGUGCAGAUAAUAUUCAACGAGAUAAUUGACCAUGUUGUUGAGCUCAUGAUCAAUCCAUUUGGAAAUUAUCUCAUGCAAAAAUUAUUGGAAGUGUGCAACGAAGAGCAGAAAACGCACAUAUUGCUGAGGGUGACUGAGGAGCCAGAGGAACUUGUUAGGAUCUCUCUGAACACACAUGGCACUCGGGUGGUCCAGAAAUUAAUCGAGACACUUAAAACAAGACAGCAAAAAUCACUUGUUAUUUCAGCUCUUGAACCUGGUUUCCUUGCACUUAUCAAGGACUUAAAUGGUAAUCAUGUUGUGCAACGGUGCUUGCAAUGCUUCACUACUGAAGAUAGUAAGUUCAUUUUUGUUGCUGCUGCAAAGUACUGUGUGGAUAUUGCAAUGCACCAGCAUGGGUGCUGCGUUCUGCAGCGUUGCAUCAGUCAUUCCACAGGAGAAUUUCGGGAAAAUUUGGUUGCUGAGAUUUCAGCAAAUGGACUCCUACUUGCACAAGAUGCAUUCGGAAAUUAUGUUGUUCAGUUCAUUUUGGAACUUAAGAUACCAUCUGCCACAUCCAAGUUGACACGUCAGUUUGAAGGUAACUAUGUCAAUCUAUCCAGACAAAAGUUUAGCAGCCAUGUCAUCGAAAAGUGUCUUGUGGUAUGUAACAAUGAAACACGGUCAAAGAUCAUCCAUGAAUUGCUCUCGGCCACUUACUUUGAGCAGUUGCUUCAAGACCCUCAUGCAAAUUAUGUUGUGCAAACAGCUCUUCGAGUUACUGAGGGGUCCCUACACAGUUCUUUAGUUAAUGCAAUUGAAUCCUACAAGAUGAUCUCGAGGAAUAGUCCCUAUUCCAAGAGGAUUUUCUCUCACAAGGUUUUGAAGAGGUGAACUACUGUCUCCUUCCAAUGUUGUUCGAACCUGACCCCAUGUCCUAACGGGCUCCAUGCGUGAAAAUUUAGCUGUCACUCAUGCUCGCCAAGGACCAGAUGUUUUGUCAAUUUUGAUCAAAACUGUUUUGUUACACCGGCUUUUGCUUACCAGAAGAGUGUAAAGAAAGGCAAUCAUGCUUCUAGUCACUUGAAACACAGAAUUGCAUUUGUACAAUUGUGCUUUUGUUGUUCAGGUUAACGUUUAUCCACGUGCUCGUUGGAUCCUCUCCAUCUGACCGUACAGUGUAUAUAGGCCCAAGUUAUGCAACAGAUUUAGCUAUACGAUUUGCAAGCUUUUUGAUUGCAUGUUCAGCACUGGUAAAGAAUUGCAUAAUCCUGCUGCGUAUUUCC